Molecule: messenger RNA, 906 nt
Organism: Lacerta agilis (Sand lizard)
Lineage: Eukaryota; Metazoa; Chordata; Lepidosauria; Squamata; Lacertidae
Product: vomeronasal type-2 receptor 26-like
Exons: 1
Coding region: 10-906 (298 amino acids)
Biological process (GO): G protein-coupled receptor signaling pathway
Cellular component (GO): membrane
Molecular function (GO): G protein-coupled receptor activity
Source: RefSeq, a predicted model, not a curated record
UUCUCAGACAUGGACGACUGCUUUCAAUGUCCAGAGGGACAACAUCCAAAUAUCAACAAAGAUUCCUGCAUUCCCAAAAGUGUAAGCUUCUUGUCUUAUGAAGAACCUUUGGGGACCACUUUGGCCAUUCUGGCACUUUCCUUUUCUUGCAUCACAGCUUUGGUGCUUUGGGUCUUCAUUCAGCAUAAGGACACUCCCAUAGUCAAAGCCAACAACCGGGACCUCACCUACACUCUCCUCAUCUCCCUCCUGCUCUGUUUCCUUUGCCCUCUGUUUUUCAUUGGGCAACCUCAGAUGGUGAUGUGUCUCCUUCGACAAACCAUGUUUGGUGUCAUCUUCUCAGUUGCUGUCUCUUCUGUUUUGGCCAAAACCAUCAUAGUGUUUCUGGCUUUCAUGGCCACCAAGCCUGGGUCCAGGAUGAGGAAGUGGGUGGGCAAUAGACUGGCUUUUUCCAUUGUUCUUUCCUGCACUCUUAAUCAGGCCACAAUGUGCAGUGUAUGGCUUGCAACCAAUCCUCCAUUCCCAGAAUCUGACAUGAACUCCAUGCCUGAAGAAAUUAUACUGGAAUGCAAUGAAGGGUCUGUCACCAUGUUUUACUCCAUCCUGGGUUUCAUGGGUGUACUUGCCUUUGUCAGCUUCACUGUAGCUUUCCUAGCCAGGAAAUUGCCGGACAGUUUCAAUGAAGCCAAGUUCAUCACCUUCAGCAUGUUGGUCUUCUGCAGUGUUUGGCUGUCCUUCAUUCCAACCUACUUGAGCACAAAGGGAAAAUACAUGGUGGCAGUUGAGAUCUUCUCCAUCUUGACCUCCAGUGCUGGCUUACUGGGCUGCAUCUUUUCCCCAAAAUGCUAUAUCAUUAUCCUGAGGCCUGAGCUGAACAACAAAGAUAUGCUAAUAAGAAGAAAGUAG